This is a messenger RNA of Serpula lacrymans var. lacrymans S7.9, 1957 nucleotides long. RefSeq lists its product as uncharacterized. The record is from RefSeq and is a predicted model, not a curated record. Gene Ontology annotation, molecular function: monooxygenase activity; iron ion binding; oxidoreductase activity, acting on paired donors, with incorporation or reduction of molecular oxygen. The coding region runs from base 130 to 1653 and encodes 507 amino acids. The transcript has 12 exons. Lineage: Eukaryota; Fungi; Basidiomycota; Agaricomycetes; Boletales; Serpulaceae.
CUGAGCGCUCAAUGGCCUUAAAAUAAUGGAAGGGAGAACAUUUGGCUGUUACAAAUCUCCUAGACAGGACAAGAUUCUCUUAAACUUUCACUUGGACGACCCUUCGUUUACUAUAUCGCAUUUACAACAAUGCCUUGUACUAUGGGAUACCUAGAUAUUGCUCUUGCAGCACUGGGUGUUUAUCUGAUCAAACGCCUUUUCCAAGCAAAGUCGCGUCUACCACUCCCACCAGGCCCCAAAGGAGUUCCAAUACUGGGUAAUAUAUUCGAGAUGCCAUCUGAGAAGGCCUGGCUUGCUUUUGAGAAGUUGAGCGAGAAACAUGGGAACCUAUCGUCGAUGAAUAUUUUUGGUCAUUGCCUGAUUCUUGUGAACUCUGCGGCAAUUGCGGAGGAACUGCUAGACAAAAGAAGCGUUUCGUACUCUGAUAGGCCACCUAUGGUCAUGGCCGGUGAGCUCUCCGGUUGGAACAAGGCUCUACUCAUGACAAAAUAUGGCGAACGGUUUCGUCAGAUUCGUAAAUAUUUCCAUCAGGCAAUUGGAGCCAGAACUAGUAUCCGCGCAUUCGUACCUAUCGUGGAACACGAAACUCUUCGUUUUGCACAAAAGGUUUUGUGCGAUGAUACUAGACUCGAGGCCCAUGUCCGCAAAACUGCUGGGGCUAUCAUUCUUCGUAUAUCGCAUGGAUACGAGGUCCAGGAUGGUAUAGACCCCCUCGUAGAGUUAGCAGACAAAGCUCUCGAACAGCUAUCUGAAACCGCCGCACCCGGUGCAUAUCUCGUUGAUAUAAUUCCGAUAUUGAAAUAUAUCCCAGAAUGGUUUCCCGGUGCAGGCUUCCAGAAAACUGCAAAACGUUAUGCAAAAACCCUGCAAGAUGCGGCAGACCAAGCCCAUAAUUAUGCCAAAACUCAAAUCGCUUCUGGAAUAGCACCAAACUCAUUUACGUCUCGUCUGUUCGAAGGCUGUUCUUUGACUGAGACCGAGGAAGACAAUGUCAAAUGGGCAGCUGCAUCCGUGUACCUAGGUGGUUCUGAUACGACUGUUUCAGCAAAUUAUGCAUUUUUUCUUGCCAUGACUCUCUACCCUGACGUUCAAAAAAAGGCUCAAGCAGAGCUGGAUGUGGUCAUUGGUAAAGACAGAUUGCCAACCUAUGCUGAUCGUGGGUCUCUACCGUAUGUUGAAGCACUGUUUAAGGAGAUUCUUCGAUGGAAUAUAGUUGCACCGUUAACUAUUCGCCGAGCAUCAAAGGAUGACGUAUGUGGAGGAUACUUUAUCCCAAAGGAUGCACACGUUAUCGUCAACAUAUGGCACAUUCUCCAUGAUGAACGGACGUACGUUAAUCCAAUGGAAUUCAACCCAGAACGAUUUCUAGCCUCAGAAGGGAGAGAGCCUGAGACGGACCCAAGAAAUACAUGUUUUGGAUAUGGAAGGCGGAUAUGUCCAGGCCUUCAUCUUGCAGAAGUUUCUGUGUUCAUGACCUGUGCUCUGUCACUCGCAGUACUUGACGUUCGCAAAACUGUCGAAAAUGGAGUGGAGAUCACGCCUGAGAUAGAAUAUUUGGGUGGUUCAAUUUGUCAUCCGGCACCUUUUAAAUGCUCUAUCAAAGCGCGCUCGAUUCAAGCUGAAGCUCUUCUCUCUCAGUCCAACGACUCUUGAAAGCCUUGAACGGUCUGCUGUAUAUGCAAGCUCUGUCCACUCACCGUUACUCGUCCACCGGAAAGGCACCUAAAGUACCGUUACCUAUAUUGACAGCACAUUUGUGUGCGUUUUAUUUUGAGUUAAGGCAUAGUCCUGCUUUUUCCAAUGAAGAACAACGUUUCAGGAUUAACCGGGAGAAGGAAUGCUGAAUAUCCUGUAGGACUGGCCUAUUACUGGCCUAUUACUGGUGUAAUUUAUACUUCGACUGGUAUAUGUAUCCAUUUCUCUUGAUUAUGUCUUCUGUAUUUUGUGAAAUUCUACU